Messenger RNA from Anarrhichthys ocellatus (wolf-eel), 3934 nucleotides. RefSeq names its product rho guanine nucleotide exchange factor 33-like. The transcript has 9 exons. Lineage: Eukaryota; Metazoa; Chordata; Actinopteri; Perciformes; Anarhichadidae. The coding region runs from base 1409 to 3031 and encodes 540 amino acids. The record is from RefSeq and is a predicted model, not a curated record. Gene Ontology annotation, molecular function: guanyl-nucleotide exchange factor activity.
GUAGAUAUGUAGAUAUGUAGAUAUGUAGAUAUACGCCACCAGUAAACUAAAUACCUCUCUUCACACCUGUGUCACCUCCAGGAAGUGAGUGUUGAGCUGCAUGUUUCCCUUUUUAUAGCAAGGGGUUAAUUCAUACGACCAAAGAGAAGAGGUCGGGUUCCUGCAUUAACAGUUCAUUUCAGCCGUCUGCUCGUUUAAUAUUUUGACGACUGUGGACAAAAUGUAUGAAGGAAUCUUUUGGUUUAAUGCAAUUCAAUACAACAACACCACAAACCAAAAAGCCACAGAGUUCAAUCCGCUCUUUGUUGAGAAUCAAACAUGAAAAUAUUCAGAAUUAUCCGACAUUUCUUUGCGGAUAUUUUAAUAACCAUAUAACAUUAAAGAUGUGGACCUCCAGUUUAACUCGCUUGUAAAUCGAGAUCUUGACAUUUACGGCUCACGGUGCUGUUAAUGAGGAGGGGUGAAGAGGUCGCGUCUUGUGACCGGCCGUUGAUAAUGAAUCUGAAUCGUGUUGGCAGCCAUGACGGACCUCAAAUGAAAUGUCAAAUUCCAGCGGAGCCAUGUGGGGAGCUGGAAACAGAGGAAGGACCGAGACAACGGAGAUUCUUGUUAUCGCUCUACAACACUACUGAUGGCAAAAAUAGUUACUAGUGCUUUACUGACAACAAUCACAACUCUCUUAAAGACUUGACCCCCACUGGCAUUAUAUAGGCACUGAAUGGUGAUUAUGAUGUUAUGAUCUUUAGUUAUAAUUAUCUAAAAACCUGCAUGUGGGCAAAAUUAAGAAUUCAAUUUGCAACAAUAAUGUCCGUAGUGUGAAAAACAAAAUGUUCCGGGAUUAAAAGUAGUAACAAAACAUUGAUUUAAACUCCUAAAAAAGUGUUUUGUAAUAUUAAUAGAUUGUAAAGUCGAGCUGCAAGCUAAAAACAACCAGAAUAGACUGAAGCUAACGAGUCUAAUAAAGAACAAUGUGUCGCUAAUUGGCUCUGAGUGAUUGGGAGGAAAUGAGGUAAUUGGUAGGAACACCUAUUUAAAAAUAAAGGCAGGUUCACAAUGCAUUGUGGGUCCCCGCUCACUGAGAGCAGAGAGCUUGAGGGAGGAAAGAAACAGAACGAAAGGAAUCUUCUAAUUACAAGAUAAUUCUAAUUAUUGUUAAGGUAUUUUGUUUGUGUAGUUUGUUUUAUAUAUUUAUAUUUAAAUUAGAAUUAAAGAAGGUGAUAUAAAGAAGGUUAUAUCAUGAAAAUAAAUCAGUGAUUUGCUGUAAAUGAGCAGAAUGUAAAUGAUAACCUGAAUAAAGGCUGUAAACUCACAUUAAGCCUGUUUAGGUUCUAUCCACACACGGCUCAUGAGCUACAACGUCUGCUCAGCCACAACAGACCGACAGUGAAGGCAGCACAGGGAGUGGAAAAUGUGCAUGCACAUACAAAAUACAACUUCUCUUUCUCUCUUUCUCUCCCCACAGAGUGAUUUCUUGGACUUUUACGUUUCCUACCUGAAGGAGCUUCCGGACUGUCUGUCAGUCGUCUCCAUGCUCAACUCCAGCUCCAUGAAACCUUCUGCAUUCCUGGAGAGUGAAAUAAUGGGCGAUGAAUCCAGACCCUCCCUCCACACUCUGCUCCUUCAGCCGGUUCAGAGGAUCCCCGAGUACCUGCUGCUGCUUCAGGAGCUGCUGAGGCAGACCAAUGCAGAGCACCCAGACUACUAUCUGCUGCUGGUUUGCAUCCAGCAGUUCAGGUCCUUCAUGGCUCAGUACCACCACCUCCUCCAGCACAACCAGGAGCUUCUGCUGCACAACCACAAGGAGGUGAAGAGGUCUACCAUGACGCAGCUGUUAAAGACAGUGGAAAGCGGGAUUCAAGCGAACAACAUUGGCUCACCGUACCCAUGCAACAGUGCCAUGUUAGAACAUGCCAACCAGGUGAAGCGGAGCAAGCAGCGUCUCCUGGAGCAGAUCCAGUCCCGUCGUUUCCAGGAUUGGGACCAGGAGCCCGGAACUCAUUGUUACGAGUCAGAGUGGCCCUCCCAGCUCCCGUUUUUCAGCCCAGACCUGGAUUCACGAAACCACAAACCAACAGGUCUUGGCAGUAUCCCAGAGAGUGAGGCGUCUGAGAUGGCCAUGUCGUGCCAGCAUCAUCUGCCCUCCAGACCGGCAGACUUCCGUCAGGUUCAACCGGGCUCCGCUCUGGCCGACGCCCUCGGAGAGUUCCUUCUCCCUCCAGACCCUCCAGGGAUGGAGAGCCUCUACGAAGAGGACAGAGGCUCCCCUCACGAUGUCCCCAUGUUCGACCGCUGCUCCUCCGCCUCUUCAGAUUCCUCCAUCGACAUUGCCUUUGUGAAGUGCCCUAAAGCGCCCUCGGUGUCCCAUCACGCGACGGCAGUGAACGUGUCAACAGCGCGCGAUGUCUUUGGCAACGGUGGAAGCCACGGGAACGGUUACCAGCUGCCCAACAGAGGAUGCGUAUCUCCGGAUGAAGCUGUGAUGAUGCGCCGCAAUCAGCAUCGCCCCCUUCAGGCCAGCCAGCGUAAGAGCAAGUCACUGAACGGCCUGCAGAUGGACAACACAGUGAGCGGUCUGGAGGGUGGUCCUCUAUCAGACCACCUCCAGAGGUUGGGACUGGGCAGCCACGCCAAGCUGGAGCGCCAGGGCAGUAAAGGCAGCAAAGGGUGUCCCACCCCGUCCCGUAAGGUCCACAACCCCCUGGGGAACCGGGUGGACAUCGACAAACAGGGCGAUGAUCUUCAUGGGCUGCUCAGCAUUGACUCGGGUUUCCAAUCAUGGGGGGAGGAGUCAAAGUGGAGGGGCGGGGCAGAGGAGACUAACCACACCCCCUUCAGCGAGAGGAGUCGGAAGCAGGUCAAAGGAGGCUUCAGGAGCUCCUUCAAGAAACUCUUCAAGAAGAAGAGCAGUGACGAGAAGAGAGCGAAAGGAGGCGAGAAGACACCAGAAAAACAAAACAAUGGUGAACAUGAGACACCGGGGAGAAAUCCCAAACUGGCCCAUCUGGAGAUAAACCGUGGCACAGCUGUAUGAACACCAAUAUAUCACACAGGCGCAGCUGUAUGAACACCCCGAUAUCACACAGGCACAGCUGUAUGAACACCAAUAUAUCACACAGAAACAGCUGUAUGAACACCCCGAUAUCACACAGGCACAGCUGUAUGAACACCAAUAUAUCACACAGGCGCAGCUGUAUGAACACCAAUAUAUCACACAGGCACAGCUGUAUGAACACCAAUAUAUCACACAGGCACAGCUGUAUGAACACCAAUAUAUCACACAGGCACAGCUGUAUGAACACCAAUAUAUAAACACAACAUGAGGCUGUCUUACAUAUAAUACGUGCCACUCGGUGUAGUUUAACUUUAUUUACUGUAAAUAGCUCUACCUCCAGUUUAUAAAAGCUUUUCAGAUAUUGAACUACUUUCUUUAACUUGUUACACUAUUUUGUCAGGUUUGGUACCCAACUUUCAAAUCUAUCUUUUGAAUUGGUUAAAGUGUAAUAUUAAAAGGUGGUUUCUUCUUCUUGGGAAACAGUUCUCUGAACACGAGCACCUACAUUUCACCGAUUUAAGUUUAUUUUUUUAUGUCUUUCACUGCCGUUCUACUUUCUGCUAAAUGUCUUAAGCCAUAACCAGAAAUGAUUAUAUUGUGCAUAUACUCAGGAGAACCAACACUCAACUGUUAUCAGUUGAAUGUUUGAGCAAUUUGUUGAAACAUUUAAUGUUUUUCUUUGUGACAAAUAUUUCUAUGCAUUGAGAUAAACGUGACAAUCAAGAAGAUUCAAUAAAGGUCAACGCUGAAAGUUAAGCUUUUUCUUUUGAAUUCCUGAAUGCUUUGUCACUUAUUAAACAAUCCUGAGAUGGAAAGAAAAGCUGCUCACGAGGGUCGAAGCCAGACGACAACGUCCGAUUCUGAAGUGUGAAGCCAAUGCUU